AAGCUGCAGCCAGCUCCCGGAGGAAGGCCCCCCCGCCCUGCUCGGCCCGCCCCACCCCUCCAGCCAGCCCAGGCUGCGGGAGCAGCCCAGCAGCGCCCGGGCUGGAACAGUGGUGUGGUCUGCACCGUUCAAUGGUCUGUGGGCGCUGUGGGUGGGCCACCCCCCCUCCGGGGCAAGCGCGGGAGCCCUGGGAAUCUGGGCUCCAUCUUUCUGCGGCUGACGAUGAUGUCAUGGCUGCCCUGAGGUGGCCCAGGCCCUCCCAGCAGCCAGGUGACCUGCGGGGAGCGCCCUGCGUGGCCUGGUCCGACUACACCGAGCAGUCAGGCCCCCGGGGGAAAGCCUGCAGCCACCCCGCGUGGUCGGAAGGCGAGGAGGCCAAGGAUGGGGACAGCUCGGUGUCAUCGGGCCGCCUCUCUGGCUCCUCUGGUGGCCACGAGUCCUGCCCAUCUCCCCCCGGGCCCUGGAAGGAGAGGCCCCCCCAGGUGCUGGGGCCCCGGCGGCGGCCCAGAGAGAGCAACCCGCGGCUGGAGCAGCUGCGGGACAAGAUCCGGGCCCAGGCACAGUGGCAGGCCAGCUGCGCCUCCCUGGGCACCUCCACCCCGUCCAGCGCCUCGCGCCUCCACAGAGCCUCCAAGCCAGACCCCCGGAGGAAGGCCAGGAGGCUGACGACCGCCCCUCCAGCCCCGUGGGACGUGCUGAGGCCCAGGCCCUCCAGCAAAGGCUUCGUCGCCCUGAAUGCGGCUCAGUGUGGAGUGCAAGACAAGGCAAUCCCCGGCCAAGGGUGCGAGCCCUCCGGGGUCCCCCAGCACCCGGCCUCAGUUCCACGGGAGAAAGCCAAAAGGAUGAAAGGUAGUCCUUGCAAAAGGGAGAAGACCCCAGGAUCACCCUUCCCCAGAAGAGCCUCCAAAGACAAAGAUUCUGAGUUGGUUGGUGUUUACGCCUGGAGGAAAGGACCAGCCCUGGUGAGGGCCCUGCUUGGGCCCCCUCCCGCCCUCCCCAGGCUCCAGAGCAAGGCUCCCUCAAGAGACCAGGCCCCCACCGGGGAAUUAGGAGACAGCAAGAAAGUCGGAGCUGCCGAGGGCUCCCCCGUGUGCCCCCGGAUGCCCAGUCCAGCCUCAGUCCACGGUGACCUGCAGGUGUCUGCCAACACACCCAACCUGGCUUCCUGCGAUCAGCCCGUGACCAUCCAAAAUGCUAUGGCCGUCCUUAGAGGUCUCCGCCAGCAAGUCCAGGCCGGGCUGGAGCUGGCCCGGAACCGCCACCCCGGGGAAGGGCCAGCACCGGGGCGGUCAAAGCUGUGGCUGCAGGACCCUUCAGGGAGGAGGCAGCGGGGCCCCUGGAGCACCCCAGACGUGCGGGGCUCCUUCUCGAAGAGUCCUCAAGCAGGGGUGGAGGGGAGGCGCUCCUCCUUAGAGAAGGCUGGCAGCUUCUCCACUGGGCAUCGUUGGAGCACCCUGGCUGCGUGGGAGUCCUAUCCCCAGCUGACUGGAGCAGCCCAAGGACGGAGCCCCUCCUUCCAGAGGCCCGGGAGCCCCCCUGAGAGGCUGACCACCUUGCCUCAGCGGCCCUGGAGCACCUCGGCCAGGCAGGCCUCCAGGUCCCAGCGGACCUGGGCCACUUAUGGAGACUGGGACACCUCCGCCCGAAGACCCUGGAGCCCUUCUGGCCAGCGGUCCUGGAGCGCCUCCUUCACGCAGGGCUCUGGCAGCCCGUGCAGGGGCAGAGGCUCCCUCCUGCCACCCUCGGGAGUGGAGCACAGCUGGCUGAGGCCUGCGGGUGGUGCCCCUGGGAAGGAGAACGAGGCGCGGGUGCCGCCGCCCUGCCCAAAGCCCCGGGGGGCCCUGGGCCACCCCCACAGCGCCGAGACGCUGCGGGAGUUCAUGCGCCAGAAGACGCUGGCCCGGCGGCGGCAGGCCCUGGAGGAGAAGGCCUCGGCUGUGCGCGCGCUCGAGCUGAGAAACCAGAGGCUGCAGGAGGUCUACCGGAAGCAGCGGGAGGCCGUCCUCGGCAAAGCCGUCCCUGUGGUCUCCCAGACCACCCCCGGCAUUGUGACCUUUUUCCCGCAUUGCGCGCAGUCCAGGGGCCCGGAGGCUCCCGGGAGCCUGGGGUCGCCUGUGCUGGAGUGGAGCAAGGUGACCUCCGGCAUGGUGCAGGGGGACCAGGAGGCCCCGGGCAGCUUCUGCCUGUGUUUGAACAGAGCCUUGAAUCGCACUGAGACUCUAGAGAUGGGCGGCCCCCAGGACGGCUGGGAUGGUGCCCCCAUGCUGAUGUCCACCCGCUCCUCCCCGGGCCCCCUGAAGCUCCAGGACCUGAGCAGCCGCUCCCCGCGCCCAGGCGUGUGCAUCUACCUGGACCCCGAGGAGAGCGAGCGCCUGGGCACAUCGGGGCCGCUGCACUUCCGCUACAAGCAGGCCCGGCUACAGGCGCUGGAGACCAUGGCCAACGUCCUGAAGCAACGGAUCGACAUCCUCACGGCCAAGCUGCGUGGGUCGGAGGCUCCAGACGCUCUCGCCGACCCAGUCUCAGACCUGUCGCCCUCACACCGCAGCGCCGUGCCGGCUGCCCCCAUGCCCUCAGCUCCAGUCUGCUCUGGAGCCCUGGUGCCCAACGGGAGCAGAGGGGCCCCCUGGGACCGGGCAGACGUGCCGGCCGGGCCACUUGUCUCUCCCACGUGCUUCUUGGAUGGCAAGACGCUGCCGUGGAGCCCCGACUGGGAGCGGCGGCACAGUGUGAGCCUGAGAGGCCACCACGACAGCAAGCCCCGAGGUUUCAUUGAGGAUGGGCGUUUGGAGCUGGAUAACAGGCUGGCAAGAAACACGGCUUCCUUCCAGGCCCUCGGCCCCUUCAUUGGGAGCUCACAGUCGGGAGGGGGGUACUCCGCCUCAGGAAAGGAGACACGACAGGAGGGGAUGAGCGAGGCGGGCAGUCUGGGAGGGCUUCUUGGAGGCGGCGGCCUCCCCUGGGCUGGCCAACGCUCCCACCCAGGGAGGCUGGUCCCAGAGCAGCCUGCUCAAUCUGCCCCGCCCCAGGUGAGCGCCAACGCCGGAGCCCCGGGCCACUUCACGCUCCAGAUGCUCGAGCUGAGCCUGCGGGAGGAAGAGCUGCGCGCGCAGCACCAGACGGCGCUACUGCGCCUGCGCGAGAAAGCGCUGGAAGAGAAGAUGCGCGCCGAGCUGGCCUGGUUGGAGCAGCAGCGAGGGUGCCUGGGCAGCAAGGGGAACGCUGCGUUGCUGGAGGCCCUGGCAGAGAGACAGCGGCAGGCCCUCAGCAGCCUUGAGCAUGAGCAGAGAGAACUGCGAUGCCUGCGGAACACCCAGCUGUCCUCACACAAGGAGAGGACGCUGCUCCUGCAGCAUCAGAGGGACAUCCUUUCCCUGCGGGCAGCCGUGGCACGUCUGCAGCAGGAGUUCGAGGCCCGGACCAGGCUGCCUCAGACCUCUGGCCCUGAAGUCAAGCCCGCUCAGACGGAGGGGCCAGCGCAGGGCUCAUCGUGCCCCUCGACACCACGUGGGCCUGGCAGCUCCACCGGCCACAGCCCCUGGAGAAACCCCGAGAGCCUACGAGCCCAACACCCCCCCACCGGGCAGGAGGAUGGGACACCCCCCCAGGCCACUUCAGCUGCCGACAGUCACCAGCCGCCUGCAAGGCCUGUGUGGGGAGAGGACACGCCUGUGCUCCGCGGCUGGCCUCAUGCUGGGGGCCGGCUGGUGGAGAGCCAGAGCCCCGUGGACCAAGGAGAGCCCCAGCCCAACCCCGGCCCCUCGUCGGAGGAGAAGACCUGGCCUCUGACAGAAAGCCGUGCGCAGAAACUCGAGGACCAGCACUCCCCGGGCGAAGGGGGUCCCUGCGGCCCCCCGGAAGCCAGCCAGGCGGCUGAAGGCAGCCUAAGCCCAGCAGGGUCGGAAUUGGAGCUGGAUUUUGCCAGCCGCCCCAGGGAGCAGCGCCCCCAGAUGGAAAGCUGGUCAUCAGGGGAACAGAGGACAGAGACCUGUUGGCAGGAGGCCCCCUGUGACCCCUUCUCUCGGCCGGAAGCCGCCCGGCUGACUGCUACUCCAGCUCCCGCACCACCCAGGCGGCGUGCCGGCAGCCCCCUGGAGCUGGGUCCCGAGUCCGAGUGUGAGUCCACCCCCCAGAGCCGCUCGGGGUCCCGUGCCGCGUCCUCUGCGAGCGGGCUGUCCUGCGGCUCUCUCCAGGACUUUCAGAAAGCGUCCGCCACUCUGGUGCGGCUUUCUGGGAGCUCCACCCCCCUGUCAGGGUGGGAAGCGGGGGAGGCCCCCAACACAGACACCGGCUGGUCCGGGGAGCUCUCUCCUCAAGACUCCAGGGGCCUCCACCGGGCCGAGGGGCGGGUGGCCUGGGAGAGGCUGGAGGGCAGCGGGGCCGGUCCCCGGCUCGGCUCCUCGGCGGAGGCAGGAGGCAUGGAGCCGGGUGGAGGCCUCCUGCAGGCGGGCUGGCUGCUUCCUGUCCUGACAGCCCCCUCUUCGAGGUGGGGGUCAGAGCUGUCAGAGGCAUCCAGCGAGGUCUGGGACGAGGAGAACCUGCUGGAGCCAGGCCCUGGUGCCGAGCCGGCCUCGGGGCGCUCCUCACCUGCGGGAGGCUCCUCCCUCCUGGAAAGUGGCCGGGAGCCCUGCUCUGCACCCCCUUCUGCAAGGAGGGAGGAAGCUUCUGCAACCAGUGGGAGCCUGGUCAGUGGAUUAAAUACAGAAAGAGCCAAACAGGUGUCGCAGGGGGCUACCUCCGCGCCACCCCCACCCAAAGCCUCUUCUUCCAGUGACUUAGACCCGCCCCUUUCCUCUCCCUCGGGGUCCUCGGCGUCCGAAGCGGUGGACUUUGGCAGAGGAGGACACACUGGGCCUCUGCCGGCCUCAGCUGGCUGCCCAGAGGGGCCUGGGAAUGCUGACCUGAGUCUGUCCGAUGACAGGAAACCCCAACACACCUGGUCUGAGCCUGAGCUCCCCGUGACCCUGCGGGCUCCUCCUGAGGACCCUGGAGGUCUGGUGGCCCGGACCCCCGAGGGCUGGGCGCCUGGGUGUAGGGGGAGGGGAGACUCCCCUGCCCCAGAGGAAGCCUGCCCCACCCUGGCCAGCGGGGUCUUGCCUGAGAUCCUGUCCCCCGUGGAUGACGUGCUGUCCUACAGCAGUGCCGACCUUCCGUCCUCCACCCAUAGGGAUGUCAGCCUCCCUCUUCUGCCUUCCCCCUUCCCAGCAGAGAGCGAGGCCAACGCCAGCAGCCUCCGCUCAGAAGACUUCCCUCCCCCACCUGAAGAUGCCACGUCUCCUGGGGGCUCGCUGGGCCCCCCAGGGGAGGAUGCCUCCGUCAAAACUGGGGAGUUGCCCUCCUUGUCUGGGGAGGGCCUGCCUGAGGCACUGUCCCCGGGGCCCCAGGAGUCAGGGCUCUGCCUGGGAGCAGGUGGGCGGGGUGGAAGCCUUGGGGACAAAUUGGGUGACUUGUGUUCUGAUGGGGGAGCCCAGGCUGUGGGCAGCCAGUGUGUGGGGGCAGGUGGUGCCACAGGAGGGCUCCCACGGCUGCCAGUGCAGCCCCCAGCCCCAUCCAGAGUGGCCUACGUGGCCAGGGAGGGUCUGCCAAUGUUGUUGGCGGCUGGAAGGACAGAGCUGUCUGGCACCGGGCAGGGCGACCCGGCUCCUGCUUCGGGCACGGGCCCCUGCGCAGACGUACCCGGCGUGGAGAGAGCCGAGGUGGUGGAUUUGAUCUCCAGCCAGCUCACCAGAAGGAUCCUGUGUGACUCGCUGGCUGUGCUCUCAGAGCUGGCCCAGCCAGCGGCCCGCUGACGGCGAAGCUGGCGUGUCCCCGAGGCUGACCCGGUGUGUCCCCCAGACUGACAAGACUCCUGAGGGGACAGUGCAGGGCCCGUGGUGACACACAGACACCCGUGACUUUGCGGAGUUAUUGUGCCUGUGUGUGCCCGCAUGUGCGGGAGGCUCCGGAGGCCUGGACGCCUGAGGGCAGAGCGGCCACUCACCAUAGCCACCCGCCGCUGGCCGUGCGGCUGGUCCUCUGAUGCUAAGCCAAGGACCAGACGCUGGCGUGACGUCAAGCGCGGUGGGCUCUGCGUUCUUCCAGGCAUUGGGUCUGCUGCUUCCAUCAGGCGCCUGAAAGGGUCCCUGCUCCCCAGAGCCUAAGAGGCAGGAAGGUGAAAGGUGGUUGGGGGGAAGCCUGGGGUGGAGGUGGCCGGGGGCAGGUCUGCACCUGCUUACGCCCCCGGCACUGCUGGCUUCUGAGGCCCUGCCUGCGGGCCCGCCCAGCCGUGCCGGUGAGAGGAGCUGCCAGCUCAAGGGCCAAAGCCCACCAGCCAAGUCUCAGCCUGUCCUCCGGCGGUAGGCAGGCCGAGGCCUCCCUGAAUGCUCAGGACUCCUUCUGGAAGACACCAGAACCCUGCCCUGGUGGCCGUCCGUUGUAUGAGCGCUCGGGGACACAGGCUGUCUUCAGGGGUGUGGGUGGGGUCCUGACCCCUCAGGACUGGGUUCCUCCUGUCCAGGGCCUCGGGCUUCCGCAGCCUUAAGAUAGGAGCUCAUCCCCUUGGCUGCACUUAUGGACCUCUGGGAAGACCCAGACUUUUGUGGCUUGCAGUUUCGAUGGGAGACGUCUCCAAACCUGGCCUGGCAGAGCCCCGAGGUCAGCCUGCGUCCUCCACUUUCUAGCUCUGGAGAGGGGCCUCCUCCAGGCAGUCCUCCACCAGGCCCCCUGCUCUGGGGCAGCCGUGUGUCCGGGCCAGCCGCUGGCCAGACCCACCUUUGUCACAUGCUGGCUGGUCCUGGUUCAGGGCUUUGGGAGGCACAGCGAAGACCCUUGGUGCUGCCUUCGCCCAGCAGAGGCUUGGAUGGGGGUGGGGGGAGGUGUACACGCUCUGUAGACACAAUUUCCAAACAGGUUCUGAGCUACAGCUUUCUUAUUGAUUUCCUUCUAGUUUUCUGAACAAAUUAGUCUGUAAUUUUUUAUUUUUCUCUAUUUAUUGCUGACCCUUUUGGAUUUACGAGACCAUGUGAGAGGAAUUAUGUAUUUUACACACACGUGUUUGGCAUGGUAAUAAAUCUCCCCUCAAA
Molecule: messenger RNA, 7061 nt
Organism: Ailuropoda melanoleuca (giant panda)
Lineage: Eukaryota; Metazoa; Chordata; Mammalia; Carnivora; Ursidae
Gene: CCDC187
Product: coiled-coil domain containing 187
Exons: 18
Coding region: 132-5789 (1885 amino acids)
Biological process (GO): microtubule anchoring
Cellular component (GO): centrosome
Molecular function (GO): microtubule binding
Source: RefSeq, a predicted model, not a curated record